Molecule: messenger RNA, 1736 nt
Organism: Maylandia zebra (zebra mbuna)
Lineage: Eukaryota; Metazoa; Chordata; Actinopteri; Cichliformes; Cichlidae
Gene: got2b
Product: glutamic-oxaloacetic transaminase 2b, mitochondrial
Biological process (GO): biosynthetic process; L-aspartate catabolic process
Cellular component (GO): mitochondrion
Molecular function (GO): L-aspartate:2-oxoglutarate transaminase activity; pyridoxal phosphate binding
Source: RefSeq, a predicted model, not a curated record
CACCGUACGAUCACUGGCGACUGCUCUGACGUCAGCGCGUAUUCAGAUCGUAGGAGCGUGGUCUCGCCUGUCCUUCACAUCCUUCUAGGCUCGCCUCCCAAACGCAGCAACGAUGGCUCUGCUCAAGUCCAGCAAGAUGGUCUACUGCCUGGGGAACAUCUCCCCGUCCCUGGGAGUCCUGUCCACCCGCAACAGCUCCUGGUGGGGUGGAGUGCAGAUGGGUCCCCCUGAUCCCAUCCUGGGGGUGACUGAAGCCUUCAAGAAGGACACAAACCCCAAGAAGAUGAACUUGGGAGUGGGAGCCUACAGGGAUGAUCAAGGAAAGCCUUUUGUCCUCAGCUGUGUUCGCAAGGCAGAGGCUAUCAUUGCAGCUAAACAGUUGGAUAAGGAGUACCUUCCCAUUGGUGGUUUGGCUGAAUUCAGUAAAGCCUGUGCUCAGCUGGCUCUUGGUCCCGAAAAUGAGGUUUUGAAAAGUAGCAGAAGCGUCACAGUCCAGACCAUCUCAGGAACUGGAUCUCUGCGUAUUGGAGCCAACUUCUUGGCUCGAUUCCACCCUGGGCCACAUGAUGUGUACCUGCCCAAACCCUCCUGGGGGAACCACACACCCAUCUUCAGAGAUGCUGGCAUGCAGCUCAAAGCUUACCGCUACUAUGAACCUUCCACCUGUGGCUUUGACUUCAAAGGAGCUCUGGAUGACAUCUCUAAAAUCCCAGAGCAGAGCAUCAUCCUGCUGCAUGCAUGUGCCCACAACCCCACUGGUGUGGAUCCAAGGCCCGAGCAGUGGAAGGAGAUUGCUGACAUUGUGAAGAAAAGGAACCUACUCGUGUUCUUCGACAUGGCCUACCAGGGCUUUGCAAGUGGAGACAUUGAUCGCGACGCCUGGGCUGUCCGCCACUUCAUUGAAAACGGUCACAACAUUGUGCUGUCACAAUCCUUUGCCAAGAACAUGGGACUCUAUGGUGAACGUGUCGGAGGCUUCACUGUCGUGUGCAAAGAUGCAGAGGAGGCAAAGAGGGUGGAGUCUCAACUCAAGAUCCUCAUCAGGCCCAUCUACUCCAACCCACCAGUGAAUGGUGCCAGAAUUGCAGCAACUAUUCUCAACACGCCAGAGCUGCACUCACUGUGGCUGGAGGAGGUCCAUGGUAUGGCUAACCGCAUCAUCAAGAUGAGAGAGCAGCUGGUGGCCGGUUUGAAAAAGAAUGGCUCCUCCCACAACUGGCAGCAUGUCAUCGACCAGAUCGGGAUGUUUUGCUUCACAGGACUCAAGCCAGAACAGGUCGAGCGCUUGACAAAAGAGUUCUCAGUGUACAUGACCAAGGAUGGCAGAAUUUCCAUGGCAGGUGUGACCUCUGGAAACGUGGGCUACCUUGCAGACGCGAUCCACGCAGUCACCAAGUAGAGUGGAUCGUGCUGGGAGAGCAGCAAAAAUCAGAAGGAGCAGCACUAAAGAGGAGCUUCAAGCGCCAUUUAUUCUGUCUCCUUCAUUCCACCUUUAGAAAACUUCCUUUUUUUUCUUUUCUUUUCUUUUUUUUCUAAGUUGUAGCCUUUUUGUUUCCUGACUGGCUUUCAUCAUGAGUUAAAUUUGGAACGGUUGCUCUUGUUACAGGCUCUGUUUUCCAGUUACACUUUCUUUCCUCUACAUUUCACUAAAGGCUUCCCCUGCCAAAUUGAGAGAUUUCUUCCCAUGACUGAAUCAUCUUUGCUUAUUUAUUAUCAGAAAUAAACUGUUGGCUGUA